AUGUCUCUCUAUCACUCUCUUUGCUUCCUCUUGAUCCUAUCUCUCUGCCAUGGCUCUCAGAGCCUCACACCACGUCGAACUCCUCAUCUCGAUGGGCUUCUCCUAAAUGGCAACUUUGAGCAAACCCCUCUCAGAUCGAACAUGAAGGGUCGGCAAAUAAUCGGCACAAACUCUCUCCCUCACUGGCAAAUCUCUGGCCACGUGGAGCUAGUCUCCGGUGGGCCUCAGCCCGGUGGAUUCUAUUUCCCGGUCCCACGUGGGAUCCACGCCAUUAGACUAGGAAGCUUAGCCUCAAUCUCUCAAGACUUGAUGGUGAAGCGCGGCUUGGUCUACUCUAUAACGUUUGGAGCCACGAGGACUUGUGCUCAGGACGAGAACAUCAAAGUCUCUGUGCCCGGUCAGGCCAACGAACUCCCCCUCCAGACCGUCUUUAGCUCAGACGGUGGAGACACUUACGCUUGGGCUUUCAAAGCCACGUCAGAUUUGGUCAAGGUCACUUUUCAUAACCCUGGGGUGCAAGAGGAUCGUACGUGUGGACCCCUCAUAGAUGUUGUCGCUAUCAAAGAAAUUCUUCCUCCUCUCCGGUAUAGCGGAGGAAACUUGGUGAAAAACGGAGGGUUUGAGAUUGGACCACACGUAUUCGCUAACUACUCAACCGGAAUCUUGAUUCCGGCAAGGAUACAAGACUUUAUCUCUCCGCUUCCCGGAUGGAUCAUCGAAUCCCUCAAACCAGUGAAGUACAUCGAUAAACGUCAUUUCAAGGUUCCGUCUGGACUCGCCGCCGUCGAGCUUGUUGCCGGAAGAGAAAGCGCCAUGGCUCAGAUUAUCCGUACCGUCGAAGGGAAGCCAUACAUUCUCUCGUUCAUGGUGGGAGACGCACAAAACGGCUGCCAUGGAUCGAUGAUGGUGGAGGCGUUCGCAGGGAAAGAAGCGUUUAAGCUUCCUUUCGUCUCGGAAGGCAAAGGAGAGUUUAAGACUGGACGUUUCAGGUUUGUUGCGGAUUCCAAUCGAACCAGGAUUACGUUCUACAGUGCGUUUUAUCAUACUAAACUUCAUGAUUUCGGCCAUCUUUGUGGACCUGUUCUUGAUAGUGUUAUUGUAAUCCCGACCCAUUAA
Molecule: messenger RNA, 1116 nt
Organism: Microthlaspi erraticum
Lineage: Eukaryota; Viridiplantae; Streptophyta; Magnoliopsida; Brassicales; Brassicaceae
Source: the annotation of a GenBank genome assembly